ACUUUUUGUAGCGGAAUGAAAUACGUAUUUAAAAUUGUGAACGAUGAAGAUAUAUAGAUGUAUAGAUUUUUCAUUGCGGUAGAUGGUGCGAGCUGAUAUACGGAAUUUAACAGCCUUAACAAAAAAGUUAGAGUUUCUUAUCGCGUGAGCCUGUGCAAAAUAUUAUACUUAAAAUUAGCAGCCGCCUGCAAAUACUUGAACUUAACUUUUUUUGUGAAAUACUAACGCUCGAAAAGUCUCCAAUAAUUGAAGUCAGCGUAUAAAAUGUCUGAAGACGAAGAAACAAUGAUAUGUUUGAUAAAAUGUGAAAGUAAAUGAAAUUCUGCGUUUACAGCAAAGCAAUAUAAAUAAAAAUGGUGUUCUAGGCUUAUUUGCUACUAAUUACAUACACUUUUUUUACAAAAUAAACAGCAAAUUAUUAACGGUACCAACUCUGUAAAAAUGAAAAAAUUUUCUUGCGUGUGUAUCUAUACCGGAGAGUGUGUGUUUGUGUUAAAAAAUUGUGCGGUGCAUUAACUUAAGUUCAUUGAGAUUUUGUGUGCAUACCUACUCGUGCUUACCUAUACAUACAAAAUAUACAAGUCUAUCGACAUUAACAUCGAUGCAUAUCAUAGCAGCUGCUUUUUAGUAUCGUCCUUGAGUAUCGCUUUGGCUGUACGCUGCUUUCGUCGUUUUGUGUGUGUUGUGUGCCUAUGUUACCAAAACAAUAACAUUGUCUUUUUUUCUUCAUAACGAAGUUAACCUGUUUUACUUUACACAUUGUUUGGAUAUUUCAUUUAACGUUUCUCAUUUGUUUUGCUUUGCAUUGGCAUUACGGCAAAUGGCAAAAAUGAAUAAUUUUACUACCACCUCUACUGCUACAGAAACUCUACCAAAGUCUGGUCAUGUUAAUGAAGUCUGCAAAGAAUGGUUGGUGCGAGAAGAUGGAGCUUUAGCCUAUAAACUGCAGUCGCAAGAAAUCAACGAUUUUUAUAAAGGCAAUCGUUUUCGCAAUGCAGUGGUCCGAGAGGAUUUUCCAACAGCUUUGCAAGAACAAAUUAAAGAAAAAGAAACUGCCGAGAAGCAAACGGAAGUUUACAGAAGAAAACUAAAAGAACAAGAAGAACAUGACAAGCGGGUGGCUAAAGAAAUCGCUGAGAAAUUGGAGAAAGAUUUGCAGGAGCAAAAAUUGCAACAAUUAAAAGAAGGACAAGAAAUGGCUCAAAAAAUGCAGGAAAUUUACGUAAAUAUGCCACCGGUGCCGCCACCCAAACAUCAGGUACCUCCGCCACGGCCGGCUAAGAACAGCACUUUACAACCACAGCAACAAAAUUAUGAUUCUUACCAUAACACAACUAACGGCUAUCGGAAUCCGCAUUCCUAUGCACCAGCACUACAACAACAAUAUCCUUUACUUUUGCAACAGAAGCAUUUUUCCAAUACCGACGGUUAUGUAGGUUUAGCUUUACAAAGCACCGCUGCACAACACUUGCAGCAACGUAGAUCGCCAAAAACAAAUCAAAAUCACCUUUUGGUAGGUGAUGAUGAUGAUAAGCAAUCGACACAGCACAACAGUAAAACCACAUCAUCACCACAAUAUCGUCAUCAUCAUUCGUCUUCAUCACCAUCAUCUCUAGCCUUAUCUGUAUCGGCCACGACCACGGCGAAUGCUUCGAGACGACAUGUAUUCGAUUCCGUUUUACCUAAUAUGAACACUAGUUUAAAUUAUUCAGCACACCAUUUAGCGAAUUCACCGCACACACCGUUAACACCAAAAUCACCUACACAUGCAUUUCUCCACACACCACCGCCAAUACCAACAACCCAAUCACCUAUACAUCAAAGUCAUCCCGAUAUAGAAGAAGUUGUAGAAUAUUCUGAUGUAGCCGACAGUAUACGACGUUAUAAUAUUUCCAAAGAAUCACCCGAUUCACCCGAUUCCAUUUCACCACAACAUUUUCAGCACAACCACCAUAAUCACUUAGUUGCACACUCCAAUAAAAUAAAUCGAUUCAUGUCGCCAUCUAAUGAGAAUCUAUUGAAAAAUGAACAAAUCUUUCAGAAAUUGUCGCCACAAAAAUACGAUCAACUAGUGGGUAACGCGGCGACCGGCAAUGCGACUACUGCUGCCAAUGAAAAGCAUUUACAAGAACACGCCGAUGAUAUCGAAUUGUAUGUUGAUCCUUGUGAUUACGCCAGUCUUAAAGAAAUCGGUUUACCUAUGCAUGAAAUUAAAGAGAUCAGUGAAAAAUUAAAGCAAGAACAGAAGGAUGAGUUAUUGGCUCGACGCUUACAAGAAAUGGAAGUGAACGAUGGGUUAACACAAGAGGAAAGGGAUCGAAUGCUGGCCAUCGAAGCUCAAGACAAAGAAUUAGCUAAAAUGUUACAAGAACGAGAAAAAGCCAAAGCUAAACGUGCCAAAGAAAAAGCCAGACAACGUAAAAGCCAACAGAAAGAUAAUGGCCACAAUGGACCUAUACAGCCAUUGCCGCAAGACUCGUUGGUCAUGAAUUCUUCCACCGUUUCAUCGACUACAUCAUCGACAUCGUCUACUAAGCAGCCCGAAUCUCAGUCAUCGACAUUGGAAGAUUCCAUUGAUUUGGAAGCCUACUCUAAUCCUAUUGAUGUCAUUAAACGCACGCAAAACGGAUGCCUAACCAAUGGUAGCUUAAAUCGUGAAUUGGUUUUUCAACAACAACAAGCUCGUCAUGCCAGUUUGAAUCGUGAAGACGAUAUCUACACUUUACCCGUCGAUAGUUGCCGUCCACCUUUGACACCACCACAAGCCACUAGUACUAUGAGGCCGGCAUCUAUGAGUAUUGGCCACGAGGCUAGUCAUUCAAGUUACUCGCAAAACUCUAUGACCAGAUCUGAAAACUUUUCCAUCCACUCUCAAGAUUCCUCGAAUUCGCGUUCCAAAGCAACAACAACAUUUGACCAAAGCUCAAGUCCAACACCACCUUAUAUGCCGAUUCAAGGUACGCGGCGAUCAAAUUCAAAUGAGGAUCGUAAAAAGAAAUCCAAGGACAACAAAUGCACACACCAAUAAGUCUUAGAAUUUUUAUGGAAGGCAGUCACUCGUAUAUUGAACCAACCAACAACGUACACUUCAAUGAGAAACAAAAAAAAAAAAAAAAGAAGUGAGCUCAGAAUGAGCGAAACGAAAAAUAGUUAAUCUUAAUACCUAAUCAUAAUCUUAAUCUGCAAAAA
Messenger RNA from Glossina fuscipes, 3189 nucleotides. RefSeq names its product mediator of RNA polymerase II transcription subunit 15. The transcript is spliced from 11 exons. Bases 821 to 3028 code for a protein of 735 amino acids. The record is from RefSeq and is a predicted model, not a curated record. Lineage: Eukaryota; Metazoa; Arthropoda; Insecta; Diptera; Glossinidae.